CGUUGGUCAGGCGGGGGCAGGACCAGAGCUGACAGGUAGAGAUGCUGGAGGAAUAUCUCGGGGUGUCCCGAGCGCGAGCCGCAGAGCAGGGGCAGCUGUUAGCCGUUAGCUGCUAGCCGCUAGCUGUUCUCCAACUCCCUCCUCGCUCACUCGCAGAGCGGCUGCUCCAGGAUCAGUGUCCGAGGGAAACUUGUCAUCCUGCAGCCGACAUGUCGAUGCACUUGUACCAGCUGAGCAGCAAGCUGCUCGGGGACACUGUGGGCAAAGUGAACGAGAACCUGACCUCGGUGGUUCUGGCCGCCUCCGUCAUCACCCUCACUCUGGGAUAUGUCUCCAAGCUGCUGCUCAGACAGGCCUCCUCUGGACCGGACCUGAAACAUCCACCGUACAUCCCCUCCAGCAUCCCCUUCCUGGGUCACGCCAUCGCGUUCGGGAAAAGUCCCAUUGAAUUUCUGGAAGAUGCGUAUGAAAAAGUAAGGCGUCACCGCUGCAUCGGGGAGAACUUUGCCUACGUCCAGAUCAAAACCAUCUGGUCCACUUUACUGCGCAUGUUUGAGUUUGACCUGGUGGACGGAUAUUUCCCCACGAUCGACUACACCACGAUGAUCCACACGCCUCACAACCCCGUCAUCAGAUACAAGAGGAGAAAACCGUGA
Messenger RNA from Paralichthys olivaceus (Japanese flounder), 656 nucleotides. NCBI's taxonomy places the organism in Eukaryota, Metazoa, Chordata, Actinopteri, Pleuronectiformes, Paralichthyidae. The record is from RefSeq and is a predicted model, not a curated record.